AUGAAAAAUUUCACAUACUAUAAUCCAGUUAGAUUGAUUUAUGGAAAAGGUAGUUGUGAAGAAAUCAGUAAACAACAACUCAUUCCAGAAGAUGCUAGAGUUAUGAUGAUUUAUGGAGGAGGAUCAAUUAAAAAGAAUGGAGUUUAUGAAGAAGUAAAAAAGUAUGUUAAACCAGUUAUUGAAUUUGGAGGAAUUGAAGCUAAUCCAACACAUGAAACAUGUAGUAAAGCUAUUGCACUUGCUAAAGAAAAUCAAAUUAACUUUUUAUUAGCAGUUGGAGGAGGAUCAGUUGUAGAUGGAACAAAAUACAUUGCACUUGGUAUGGAACAUACAUAUUCAAAUGAUACAUAUGAUAUUGUUAUGAAAGCAGGACAAUUUAAAUAUCAAAAAGCAAAAGCACAAAUAGGAGUUAUUUUAACAUUACCAGCUACAGGAUCAGAAAUGAAUUGUGGAUUUGUGAUUUCAAGAAAAAGUGAUAAUAUGAAAAUGGCAGGACAAGAUGUGAGUGUUUUUCCUAAAUGGUCUAUUGUUGAUCCAUGUCAUUCUAUGUCUCUUCCAGACAAUCAAGUUAGAAAUGGAAUUAUUGAUUCAUUUGUUCAUGUUUAUGAACAAUAUAUUGGACAUUAUCAAGAAAAUCCUGUUACUGAUGGUGAAGCGGAAGCAGUUAUGCGUACUCUUAUGAAAGUUGCACCAAUUACUCUUAAAGACCAUUAUGAUUAUCAAGCACGUGCUACUUUUUGUUAUGCUGCUACAGUUGCUUUAAAUUAUUCUCUUGCAUGUGGAGUUGAACAAUGUUGGGGUGCUCAUAUGAUUGGUCAUGAAAUUACUGCCUAUUAUGGUCUUGCUCAUGGUGAAACAUUAGCAAUGACUAUGCCUGGUGUUAUGAGGUUCCACAAAGAAAAGAACGCAAAGAAAUUAAUUCAAAUGGCACAACAAGUCUUUGGUAUUCCUAAUCCUAAACCAGAAGAUGCCAUUACUGCUACUGAAAAUUUCUUUUUAUCUAUUGGUGCUAAGGUUAGACUUUCUCAAUGGGAAAAAGGAAAAGAGUUCUUUGAUCAAAUUGCUCAAAAGUUUGAUUCAAGACCUUGUGGUGUCUAUAAAGACAUUGACUCUAAAGCUUGUCUUACUAUCUUAAAUGAUAUUUACUAA
Messenger RNA from Entamoeba histolytica HM-1:IMSS, 1149 nucleotides. RefSeq names its product alcohol dehydrogenase, putative. The coding region runs from base 1 to 1149 and encodes 382 amino acids. NCBI's taxonomy places the organism in Eukaryota, Evosea, Mastigamoebida, Endamoebidae. The record is from RefSeq and is a predicted model, not a curated record. The transcript has a single exon. Gene Ontology annotation, molecular function: butanol dehydrogenase (NAD+) activity; metal ion binding.